Gigantopelta aegis is the source of this 10211-nucleotide messenger RNA. RefSeq names its product telomerase protein component 1-like. Lineage: Eukaryota; Metazoa; Mollusca; Gastropoda; Neomphalida; Peltospiridae. Gene Ontology annotation, biological process: telomere maintenance via recombination. The transcript has 53 exons. Gene Ontology annotation, cellular component: telomerase holoenzyme complex. The record is from RefSeq and is a predicted model, not a curated record. Gene Ontology annotation, molecular function: telomerase activity; protein binding; telomerase RNA binding. Bases 41 to 8086 code for a protein of 2681 amino acids.
CUCCAUCCAACUGUAGACAAGUUCAGAUUCAACAUUCACAAUGACGGAUAAAGGAAAACUUAACACAACUAAUCCACUGUUGGCUAAAUGGACAUUAAGUACAUCAAGUUUGAGUUCAGGUUUAACGACACCCUCCUUAAGCUUGGGGAUCCUAGGAAGCCAAGACAAAAAAGACAAAGACCACAAGAGGAAAGGUAACCUUCAGUCGACCCUAGAUACCAAGAAAAGCAAAAUCUUAGGUCAAACUGACGUCAGUCUUGUUUCUCAAAAACUAGGAACAUCUUUGAGCCUGUCCUCGGGGAGUUUACUUAAGUCAAGCUUACAGACCAAACUGCCUUUGACCUCGGUUGGACUGUUUUCAAGUCUGUCACUGAAAACAUCACUUUUGUCCUCCUCGUCAUUAUUUAGUGAAUCCAGACACCAUGGAUACACAUCUGAAUUUCUUACAGGCAGCCAUGCCAGUCAGACAGAACAAGAGCUGCUAGGGAAAUCUGAGAUAGCUAGAUGCUCGGCAGAUGGAAAACCGAGAAAAAGACAUUCAAAUGAUUCUUCUGAAUCGAGCAAAAAGCAAGAGACGUUAAAGAAGACGAAGGCAGUGCAUGCCAGAAAACAAAAACAAGUGAAGACAAAACAGUCUUAUGAAGCGUUUGAAAUACCACAUCCAAAGUACACUCUUCAACAUGACUUUAGUCAGGAGAAGGCUCUGGAGAUACAAACUUUUCUUGCACCAGAGCAGGACAUCAGUGUCUGCAGACAUUUGAUGCGACCUUUGCAUGAUAUCAAUGGAAUGAAGCUCGCCUUUAUUAAUGCUGUGAGUGCCUCACUUAUCUGCCAGCCCAACUUCAAAAAUGCAAAAGAUGCAGCACGGAUUGGACUUGUAUCUCUGUCGGAAAGUGUUGCACCGUACGACUCUGAGUUUAUCUUGAAGGUUGCGUUGUAUACGAGGAAGCAGCUCAACAUCCGUACAACGGCCAACUUCAUCCUGGCACUGGCCGCCAACAUGGUGCAGUGUCGACCGUACUUGAAGAAAUACUUCUCCGCUUCCAUCAAUCUGCCAUCGGACUGGAUAGAAGUGGCCGAAAUUUACCAGGCAUUUCAUGAUGAAAAUCUCAAGUUUGGAUCUCUGCCUUCAUCUCUGAGACGAGCCAUGAUUACGAAGUUUCCAGAUUUUGACAAGUACCAACUUGCCAAAUACAACAAGGAAAGUUCAAAGAAGAAGAAAAAUAAAGGCACAAAGGACAAAGACGGGAAGAAAGGAUCCGACAAGUUCCGGGGCAACAAACCCGGCAGGAAGCGCAAACUGCCUGACAGCGACACUGGCAGUGACGCUGACAGUGACGCUGACAGUGAUGGGGAGGACAAGAAGAAACCAAAACGCCAGAUCAGUGGAGUGAAUUAUGAUGAGCUCAGUGAUACUGAGGAGGAAUUACAACAGAAGACCUUCACACUGAAACAACUGAUCAGAAAACUUCACAUCAAAGAGCCAGUCGAACAUGUCAUGUGUCUCAUUGGAAAAAAAUAUCCGAGCACUCUGGACGAGUUUUACCAGAGUCGCCUGCCCGGCACGUGGGAGGAGGAGCGGGCGGGGAAGAGGAUGAAGCUGCCGGUGCCCGAGACGUGGGAGACCCAGGUGUCGAUGAAGGGAAACAAGGCAUCCGUGUGGGAAGAUCUCAUUGAUCACAAGAAACUGCCAUUCAUGGCGAUGCUGCGAAAUCUGCGCAACUUGAUCAAAGCAGGCAUUUCCCCAAAACACCACAAGAACAUUCUGUUUCGUCUCACUAAUGAAAGACAAGUUAUUAACAGCAAACAGUUCCCGUUCCGCUUUUUCUCUGCCUACGAAGUGCUGACACAGCUGGAGAAAGAUUAUGAACAAAACCAAAAAGAUCUUGUUAGUGCAGCAGAAAAGACUACUUCAUCUGGAGAUCAAGAUGACAGCCAGGGAGGUAGAGGUGGGAGGGGAGGUAGAGGUAGAGGUGGGAGGGGAGGAAGAGGAGGGAGGGGAGGAAGAGGAGGGCGACGUGGAAGGGGCAAGGGAGAAGGCAGCACUGUACAGUGGUGGAUGAUCAAGAAGAAAAACAAAGCUGGAGACCUCAAUGAAGUUCCCUACGACAAAAGUCUAAUUCAGAGGUACCGUAAAGCUCUUGAUACUGCUGUUAAAAUUGCCACAGUGUACAAUGUUCAGCCAAUCAAAGGACGCACAAUAAUUUUCUGCGAUAUUGGAAAAGAAAUGGAAAUUCCAUGUACAGCUGCAAGGGGACUAGGAAAACCGAGAAUGAUGAAUGAGGUUGCUGUUCUCCUGGGCUUAAUGUGCAAAUAUUCGUGUGAGGAGUGUGAACUCAUUGUAUACGACGAGAAAUUUUACACCAGCGUUGACAUCACCAAAGGAACAAUCCUCGACAACAUGGACACUGUGUUGCAUACACAGAUGAAUAAGAAAGAUAAAUUGUCACAAGGAGUUCCGUAUCAAGUUCUGGUUGAUGUUCUCAGAGACAGAGUCCAGGUGGAUAAUCUGAUCAUCCUCAGUGGGGGAGUCGACCCAGACAGUGACAAGGGCCGAGUUAUGUCUGACUUCCUUAAAGUCUACCGCAGAAUUGUCAAUCCCAACAUGCUCUAUGUCAGUGUAUCCUUUGCUGGCAGGAAUUGUGGGUUUACUGAGAGUAUUAAGCCAGAACAUGACAAUGAUAUCUACAUCUCUGGAUACAGUGACCAGAUACUGAGGUUUAUCGCUGAAAGAGGUGACGGUGGACAGCUGAUGCAUGUGGAGAAGAUUGACGAGGCGUUUGACUUAAAACCAUUGCCAGUGUUCGCACUGGAGCAGAUCCCCAAACCACAGACCAAGUUUAAGCCGGCCAAGCCACUACCGGUUACCAUUCAGACUCCAAGAUGGCGCACUGCUCGGGUUUUCAUCUCAUCCACAUUUCGAGACAUGCAUGGUGAACGUGAUCUUCUAACACGAUUUGUAUUUCCUGAACUGAGAGCAAUGGCGAGAAAGCAUUUCAUCAAUGUGUACGAAGUGGACCUUAGGUGGGGAGUCACUGAAGAAGAGACCAAGGAAAACAGAACACUGGACUUGUGCUUACAAGAAGUGUCGAAAUGCCAGUUCUUCAUUGGCAUUCUGGGAAGUCGUUAUGGCUGGGUUCCGGAGAAGUACAGUGUUCCAGAUACCCCUGAGUUCGACUGGGUGAGGGAAUACCCCCCAGGGGCAUCAGUCACAGAGCUGGAAAUGCACUACGCUGCGCUGUUACGACCUGAAGACGUUCUCGAGAAGGCUUUCUUUUAUAUCAGAGAUACCUCUUUCGAAAAAGAUAUACCAAAAGAAUUUGAGUCAGACUUUCUGCCUGCGAAUGAAGCAAGUGCAAAAAGGCUCAACAGGCUGAAGGACAGAGUGCGACACAGCGGUUUGGAGACCUUUGAUGGAUAUCCCUGUCAGUGGGGUGGAGUUGUCGACAUGAAGCCGUUAGUUGCGCAUCUUGAUGAAUUUGGAUUACGAGUUCUGAACAACAUGUGGACUGCGAUACAGAAGCACUAUCCAGAUGAGGAUGCAGUUUUGGAUGAAGACGUUCACAUAACGAAGCUGCAUGAAGCUUUCGUUGACAACCGCAAUGCACAGUUCAUUGGUCGCAAGACACUGAUCAAAGAAUGCAUCAAGACGAUCUCUGACAUGAAGACCGGGCUGUUGUGCCUGGCCGGGAAAUCUGGCUGCGGAAAGUCUUCACUGGUGUCAUGUCUGGUACACACGUACAUUGAGUCGAAGCAGUGCGUCAAUGCGUCGUCAGUUCUGGUGCACAUCGUAGGAGCUGCUCCUGGAUCCACGAACAUCGUGGCCACUCUGCGCCGACUCUGUCAUGAACUCAACACCCAGUUCGGUCUUCAACAACUGAUACCACAAGAUUACAAGAACUUGGUGGUCAAAUUUGCUGAACUGCUCCGUGAUGCUGCAAAAGUUUGUGGAUCAACUCUUGUCGUUGUCAUGGACGGUCUUGACCUCAUGGAAGAGUCGAACCAGCCCUACAACAUGGAAUGGCUUCCUCUUCCUGUUCCAGAGAAUGUCAUGUUUGUUCUGUCUGUCAUGGAGAACGAACGCUGCCACAAGUCACUGCAACGUCUGAAGGCCAGGGAGAUUGUGAUUGGUGGACUCGACGUGUUUGACAAGAUCGAAGUGAUCAGAACAAGCUUGUCAGCUCAUCGCAAAUCACUCGACGAAACUCCCUUUAAUAACCAGAUGAAGCUGCUGGUGGGCAAGAAAGAAGCACACAACCCUCUGUUCCUGAAGCUGGCCUGUGAGGAGCUGCGAGUGUUCGGAGUCUUUGAAGAGAUCUCCACCAAGCUGAAGUCGCUGCAGCACACUGUGCCGACCAUAUUGCAGGAUGUCUUGUCCAGACUGGAGACUGACCACGGGAAAUCUCUCAUAGCUACAGCACUCUCCCUGCUUGUCUGCUCUCGUGACGGGUUACUGGAUGGAGAGCUGUGGGAUCUCCUGUCAUGGCACCAGCAGCUUGCUGGAACCAAGUUUGUAGUGAAGGACCUGUCCAAUCUUGAAGUGCCCACUGAGAAGCGGUUGCCUCCAAUCCGAUUUUCCUAUCUGAAACGGUCCAUCCAGGGAUUUCUAAACCCAACAGGCAGCUGGAACCCGCAGCUGAGUCUGGCACACAAGGAAAUAGUGACUGCCAUCAGACAGCGCUACUUUAAGGGUUUGGCAGCAGACACUGAGGUCUCACUACACAAGCUGCUGGCUGGCUAUUGGUACAGGCUGGCCGAUCCUAGUAACGAUGGGUCCUGGAAAAGUAACUGUACACGGGCGUUCUCUGAGCUGCCGUACCAUCUGAUAUGCUGUAGUGACUUCCGUGACCUUGAAGAUGUUCUGUGUGACCUUCGAUUUAUUCAUGCCAAAUGCCAGCUUGGUCUCAUGCCACAGCUUAUGGAGGAUUUCACACCAAAAGCAACCAACAACAGAUUUCUGGAAAAGGAACAGUCAAGAUUUUUUGCUUUACCACGAAUACAACAGUACAAAUCGUUUGUGUCCAGAAACCUUCACAUAUUGACCAGCCACCCUGCACUUACGUGGCAGCAAGCAAUGAAUGAUCCCCCGGACACCUUCCCAUCGCGUGAUGUGGAGUCUCUUCACAGAAGUGGACAUCUGUCGGACAACAUGUUGUACAUGGAGUGGACGAAUAAACCCACCAGUACUGACCCCUGCUACCUCACCAUCAGCAGUCUCCCGCAGCCAUCAACAUGUGUUGCCAUAUCCCCAGAGAGUCGGUAUCUGGCUGCUGGCGGGCUCGACGGUUUGGUCAGAUUAUAUGACAUGGCCACUGCUAAGUUGGUAAAGACAUUCCGUGGUCAUGCGGACAGUGUGACUGAUGUGUGUUUUGCCGGAAAGGGAACUCUGUGCAGUGCUUCAGUAGAUAAAACUCUCAGCUUGUGGAACGUUGAAGAUGGACACAGGAUUGCUGUUUUGAAGAGUCACCAACGUCGUGUUAACUCCUGCGCCUCUGACUUGACAGGAAAGCUGGUCGCCUCCGCAGGGUGGGAUUGCCAGAUCGGAAUCUGGAACACAAACUCUGGGUCUGGUGUUUGUAGUCUAAAUGCUGGAAGUCCUGUUAACGCUGUGGAUUUCCACCCUGAUGGCCAGCUCAUUGCUACAGGAUGCUGGGAUGCCACCAUUAAGAUUUGGGAUAUCUUCCACAAAACGAGAAAAGCUAUCCUGCGAGGUCACAGUUCUUCGGUUCGUGAUGUGGCAUACUCCCCAUCAGGCCGCCAUAUUGCCUCAGCAGCUCUAGACGGGGAUGUCAAGAUCUGGUCCGCAGCAAAUGGAUCUCAGGUUGGAAAUAUUCGUGGACAUGCAUUACCAAUCAACAGACUGAUAUUUACUCCCACCGGAAAGGAACUGAUCACUGUCAGUGAUGACCACAAGGUUAAGGUUUGGUCCGGCCACCUUGGGGUUCCACUGCAUUGUUUGGGUUCGGAGAAGAACGGCCCGGUCACUUCAGUAGCUCUGUCCCCCACUGGGAAGAACGUGGCCGCAGGCUACCAUGAUGGACACACACGCAUCUUUGAUGUUAACACAGGGCUAAUGUUGGUUGAAGUAAAACAUAACAGUGCCCGCAUUCAAGCCAUGACGUAUUGUUGCCAUGGAGACUACAUACUCACCGGAUCAGAUGACUGCAGUGUCUUGUUGCUUCAAUCCUAUACUGGUGGGAAGCUUGCCAGUUUCGAGGGUCACACUAAACCUGUUCUCUGUGUCUCAGCUACGAAAGAUGUGGUGGCCACGGCUGGCGAAGAUUAUACCUGUCUCAUCUUCUCUGGACCAGAAAUGGCCACCAAAUACAAAAGGUUACAGCCACAAAGAACGUUAAGUUACCACACUGGCCCCAUAACGAGCUGCACAUUCAACAACGACGGGACCAAGCUUGCUACUGCUAGCAGAGAUUCGUCUAUCAUCAUCUGGGACAUGCGUAUUGUUCAGAUGGAUCCAGAUCCGGAACCGGAGAAAGUUCUUCAAGCCUGCCACUCUGACUGGAUCAACGACUGUCGGUGGUCGAACACUGGAGACUACCUGGUGACUGCGUCCAAUGACUUUAAUCUGAAAGUCUGGGAUGUCAAGACUGGUUUGGAGAAGAACAAACUUACUGGACACAUGUCAGCUGUCAACAAAAUAGCCUAUCAGUAUGGCUGUAUAGUGUCAGCUUCCAGUGAUGGGUUAGUCAAGGUGUGGUCUCACAAGGGAACCGAAAUCACCACACUUCACGGACACACACAGCGGGUGAACUGCUGUGACAUUUUGGUCAAGGUCAAAGAGGAAGAACAAGUACAAGAAGACGAACCAAUGGAUUGGAGUGCCAUGGAAGAGGAACUCCCAGUAUCCAAACCACAGACAUCGAAACCUGUAGUCAAAAUGGAGGAGGUCACCGUGGCAACAUGCAGUGAUGAUGGUCUGAUUAGACUGUGGCUGCCAUUGCAGGCAAACGAACUGGCAAGCCUGACAGGUCACUCUGACCGCGUGUUAUCUGUCAGUUCAGAUAAAUCUGGUAACAUUGCCAGCUGCUCUCUCGACAAGUCGAUUCGGCUCUGGGCUCCUCAGCUGUCCAAUGUGAAGGUCACAGGUCACCAUGAUGCUGAGGUCACAUUUGCUGUUUCCUGUGUAGGUGGUGGCACCACUCUCACUGGAAGCAGAGAUGGAAUAGUAAAGAUUUGGUGUGCUUCUGAAGAAACCCCCGCCAUCUUGGAAUGUGUUUACAGUUUUAAGGCUCACGAGAAGUCUGUGAACUGUGCUGCAUUUGUGAAUCGCCAAGGGUUGAGGUUUGUGACAGGAUCUGACGAGAAUGAAAUAGUAUCAUGGGAGGUGAUCAGAAAGAAAAACAGUGUGCUUGUUAAAAAAGGGAAGACAUUUGCAACAUCCACUCCAGUGACAUGUCUGGUGUGGAAUGAGUUCAUACCAUCGAAGUCGGGUCUGAUAUUUUUCUCCGCUCAGUGGGAUGGAAGUGUGUUGGUGUGGAACACAGAUUGCAAUACACCUGUCACUCAAUUCCACAGACACAUUACGAAGCAUGGCUUUUAUAAGGUGUGGGUUGUGAAGAUGACUUUCAAUGUCUCGGAGCCCCAUCAGUUACUAACAGCAGGCACGGACGGGAAAGUCAUUGUCCUGGACACCAGGAAAAUCUAUAAUGCUGAUUAUGAAGUUCCUGGUCAAAUUGAAAGCAUCAGCAUUGACAGUGAGGAAACUGACAAAGACAUUUCUCCUGAAAAGCGUCAGGGUAACUGGAUACUGGACGUCGUUCAGAAAGAUACACAGAUGCUGUGUGUAGAUUCAAAAGGGCAGCUAACUGUGGUUGAAAAGGGGAAAAGUACAAGUAGAAAGAUGCAUGGAGAAAGCAUUACAGCUUUAGUUGUUGAUAAGAAUACACUGAUAACGGCCAGCUGUGACCGGACCAUCAAGGUGUGGUCGGCUCAACUUGAUCAGGUUGGUCAGUUCUUCUGCUCGGCACCAGUCACCACCAUGACACUGGUAACUCGGACCUCAAACCGACUUGGUCUCGUGUGUGGCGAUCGUCUUGGAAACGUAUACCAGUUGACCUGGUGUUACUAACUCUGUACAGUGUGAAACAGCUCAUGCAUAUUAGCAGUUGACCUAGCGCUACAAUAUCAUAUACCAGUGACCCAGUGCUAUCAAAUCUGUACAGUACAAAACAAUUUGCACAUAAAUUUGUGAAACACUACAUAAUGUACAUGUAUACUUGUAGAAAAAUGUGAUUCUCAUACUUUGGUGUCAUAUGGGAAUUUUAAAAGGGGUUUAUUUAUUUAUUUAUUUAUUUAUUUUAAUGUACUAACUUAUUUUAUGGCUAAUGUUAAAUUUCAUCAAAGCAAAAAAAAACUGUAAUAAAAAUAAACUGGGAAAUGCUGAAAUGGGGUUUGUUUGCAAUCCCCGAUGAUGUGCACAUACAGAAUUCAGAAAUAUUCUGAAAUUAUGAAGAUUAAUUAGAAAAUGGGUAUAUAACUGAACUCAAAAUCAAUGGGUCAUUGGUUAUUAAGAAAGUACUAAGCUUGUAAAUAAAAUUGGAUUGAGAACGUCACUUAGUCUCAGGGUAGUUGGCAUGUUGGGUGACCAAGGAGGUGGGAUCCUAUUUGAAGGAGGUCUUUUUACCUAAGAAGGACCUAGUUUCAUAAUUAUUAAAAAAAAAAAUUGUUAGAAAAUCUCACAAUAAGUGUAUGUCUGUGAUAUAUAUAAAAAACACUUAUAUAGUUAAAAUUUAUUUAUUUAUGAAACAUGAAAAACAAAGAAAACAUUUGUACAUAAAUUGUAAAAAUUAACAAAGUGUGUUUUAUAAAUAUUGACUGUAGUACAUAAAUCAUGAAAUUUACAUGUAUGUGAACCCAUAGAGUUAAAUAAUUUAUAAGUCUUUGAUAUGUUUUUGUGUAUUAUCUUCAUAUAAUAUUUGUAUUCUGAUUUGUAUUGUUGCUGUUGAAGUUACUUUUUAUCCUGAUAUAUCGGUGUGUUCAUUUUUUUUUCAUAUUUGUUUGUUCUCCAUUAUGGAUAGUUCAAUCAGUUGUUUUAUACAAAGAAUUUUAGGCCUUCAGCCCAUAUUACAAUCAAUGUAUUACACUUUAGUGUAUAGUGCACAUUUAUAAAAUAUAUAAAUAUAAAACAGAAACAUAUAAAUAUUCUCAGACAAAAUUGCAUCUUUUCAGUGUAUUUAGUAAAGCUGUCAGUGUUCCAUUGUGGAUAGUUUAAAAAAACAUGCAAGUUACAGAGAUUGCUACAUAAUUUUAAAACAUUAAAUGUUCAAUUGACUAGAAAUACCAUUAAUCAAGCUGGAAACUUGUAGAGAGAGAAAUGUUUUCCAUCUCAGGACAACAGAUAUUUAAAAUCUAUUCAGUAUGUUUCAAUAUAUAUAUAACUGAGCAAUAUUUGUUACAUCAGAUGAUGUUGUUUCUUAAUUUUGUGAUUAACCAAUAAAACUGAAUAUAAAGAGCACCUUGUAGAAUAACCAACUGGCUAUAGUGGACACUUCUGGACCACUAGUUAUAAAAACAUGUGUGACUGGACUUCACCGUGAAACAUUUAUUUUAUAAAACUUGUCUCCAGACUUUUAUCUUGACACAUUUAUUAAGGUUUUACAAGCACGGACCCCAACAUGCAUUAGAUAUAUUACCCGUGUAAAAAGGCCACAUUUUGUAUGUCCCUUUGGUAACUUGCAUAGACAUGAUAAUAUAAAGCACUUUAAAAAUUAAGUCAGACAUUCUGCAGUUCUGAUAGUUAUGUAUGAUACUUUAUUUUUGAUUAUGAGUGUAUGUAAAUAUUUAUUUAUUGUAAUAAUACAAACUUGUGCAUGUUAGUAGCCGGUUGUUUAAUUUAAAAACAUUAUUUCAUUAUUCUUGUUCUAGAUAAAUGAGUUUGUAAAUACUGUAUGUAAAACAUUCUUAUAGGAUGGUGAAAUUGUAGGAGAGCUGAAAUACAUUGACAGUCAUCAAUGUGUUAAGUACAUCUGCAUUCUGAUACUACUAUAUAAAUUAUUACGCAUUCAUUAAUUUUUAGUUUUAUGAAACUAACAAGUGUGGUAUUUGGUUUACUGUUGCUAUUUGUUGUACAUGUGUUAUUCGACUGAAAAAGUUCUGGUCUUUUUAACCUCGUUUUGCUGUGGAAUUAAUCUCCUCAUUUAAAAAAAAAAAAAAAAAAAAAAAAAAAAAAAUGUCCUAUAGUAUCUCAGCUUAAA